Paramecium sonneborni is the source of this 225-nucleotide messenger RNA. The record is from the annotation of a GenBank genome assembly. NCBI's taxonomy places the organism in Eukaryota, Ciliophora, Oligohymenophorea, Peniculida, Parameciidae.
AUGAAUUUUUUUAUAUAAAUUCAUAGAGAAGAUGUUUUUAAAUAGAAAAGAAUAAUUAAUAAGGAUUCAGAAUUUAAAAAUAGGCCCAAUAACUAAGUCUAAACUUUUACACAAUAAAUAUAAGCCAAUUUUUCAAAAAUACCAUAAUUAUCCCAAUUCAAGUAUUAAAAUCAAAACGAUAAGAAAAAUUAGUUAAGUUUUAGAAAAAUAAUGGAGAUCCAGUGA